Molecule: messenger RNA, 2029 nt
Organism: Meira miltonrushii
Lineage: Eukaryota; Fungi; Basidiomycota; Exobasidiomycetes; Exobasidiales; Brachybasidiaceae
Exons: 1
Coding region: 50-1915 (621 amino acids)
Molecular function (GO): protein binding
Source: RefSeq, a predicted model, not a curated record
AGUGCUUCUACUUAUUGUUGCGGGGAUCAGCAACAGAGAUGCUUCGAAUAUGGCAACUCUGCAAAGUCUCUCCGCAGAGGUGAUUUUGCGGAUAUUGGGCCAGGCAAAGGAUGCUAAGGAUAUCGUAAGAUUUCGACAGGUGAAUAAGCGGAUGUACAGUUUAGGUCAUGAUUCACUCUUGUGGAAGGAACUGUUUAUAGAUACCUUUUUGACAAAUCCAAGCAGUAAGGAAGAGGAGGAAGGAAUACGGCCUUCAAAGCGUGCUCGUAAGACGAGUCAUGAUGAAGAGGACAUUCAAACAUUACCCGCUCGUGCAUUGACGUCUUUGCCUUCCAUAGAAGAUGACAAUGAUAGAAGGACAGACUGGCAUGCGCUAUAUCGUAUUUCAUGGAACUGGAAAAAGGGCUCAUUUAACAUUCAACAAUUGAAUGCAGCAAUGCAAAUGGCUCAGAAGUCCAAUCAAUCCGACACUGCAAAGUCUAAGCUUGACCUGCCGAAUACAAUCAUUGAAUCUACCGAAAAGUAUAUAUUCACUGCGGUGCGGGAACCCACGUCCUCAGCUUAUCCUGAAGUCUCAGUGUUUCCCGCUCAAUCGCUGAAAAGGCAAAGGGAAACCAAUGUCGAAGAAGUUCUUCAAGUAGCAACAUAUUCCUCAUCGAGUCUAUCCAUUCAGGAUAAUGCAAGCGUGUCUGCUAUUGCCAUAGACCGGGAAAAUGCCGAUACAGAUCGGAUCAGACUCAUUACAGGUUACACAAAUGGGCUAUUGAGUAUGUCAACAUUCUGUCCAUCUACCAAAGUCUUUCAUGAGCUUACAUCCUAUCGACAGACGCAACAUCCAGCUAUCGUCACUGCAGCAUUUGCUUGGCCAUUCGUUGCGACUUGCACUAUCGACUUCCGCAUACGGAUCUAUCGCAUGAAUGAAGAAGAUUCUACAACCACUUUCAGACUCCUUGCAGAGAGACGGAGUUACUCAUGUCAUUGGCCAGCCUGCCUUCGGCUAGAGCGAGCAAAGCAGACCGAAAACACUUUUCGUUUGAGUAUCGUAUACUCCAAUCCGAUAUAUCCCUCAGGCUGGUCGAUAGGUUUACAAGAGCUAUAUUUGGACAACAUCGGAGUAAUUGACAGUCGAUCAGCUUCUGCGAAGCGUUCUCAUGUGGUCACAAAGAUUGAUGCUCCUAGCAAAGCACUUUAUACAAAGAACAGCUCGACCCGAACAACUUCUAUCGACCAGGUAGGAAGAUUGACUAGUCUUUCAUACGAGGAGCCUUUUGUGGUCGUUGGAAGUCGAGAUAAUGGAGUUUUCUGCUUUCGUGUAGAUGAGUUGAAGGAUGAUCCUAACUAUGGCUCAAAAGCACUUUCUAUUCGCUACCUCAGAACCUUGCACGGACAUACGGGAAGUGUUCAUAGCGUAAGCUUGAACGGAGGUCGAUGUGUAACAGGCGGGAGCGAUGGUAAAGUACAAGUGUGGUAUCUGGGUGACGAAGAAGUAUCGAUCGCCCGUGCAACAGGUGUAAUUUCGAUGUUGAAAGGUCGCAUACGAAGUAAUCUUGGUAAGGUUACCAGUUUGCGUUUAUCGGAUGCAAGAUCUGAAAGAAAACGUGGUCAGAAGCGUAAACUGUCGGAUGCCACGAAUAGUGAAGACAGUAGCAGCAACUCGAAGCCGCUCACUCUUGCUGAUAUCAGGCAGCAUCAUAUUCUUCCCUUAACCAAGUCACCCUUUACCUCACAGCCAAUGCAUGUGAUUCGAUGGGUGACAAGCGCUUUUGAUCGCAUUAUCAGUGUAACAUCGAAUGAACGAUACAGACAGGAAGAUGGGGAACAUUCAGCCAUUUUACCAUCUUCUUGCAGGGCAGAAGCGCAAAAUGAGAAGCAGAAUGGAGAGGAGAGUGUUCAAAUUUGGAACUUUGCUGCUUGACUUAUGUAUUAUAGACAUAGAUUGUUUGUAUAUUACUUAUCACCUUUGGCUAAGGUUGUAACAAUUCAGUUACACAUGUGCUUACAACGAAUUUUAGCUUCAUUCCCACGCCGC